AUGUCUAUUCCACCUCAACUCAUCCGCGUGAAGCGCAAGCGCGACGACGAGUCUCCCGUGACUUUCCUCCAGUUCGAUGAGGGUGCGAAACGCCAUAGAAACGACAGCAAUUGGGUCUAUCAGAGACGACACCCCGGACCUCAGUCUCCAACAACAGAAGUUCCCAGUCCAUCUUACCGUGAUGCGAAACCAGUUAUUCAUGUCUGCGGUCCUGGAAAUGAUGCGCCCGAAGCAAAGAAAAAUGACACUCCCGCCGUGGGUGUCGCACCAACCUCAACCUCAGACCCAAAAGCAGUAGACCCGGCCAACAUCCCCGAACACAGACGUUUCCAUAUCUCAAGAAAGAUGAUGAUGGCUUCAGGUGCGGUGCAAACCCCUGGUACUGGCGUCAACAAGCGACCGCGCUACGGGCCUGCUGUCUUCGUUGAACGAAGUCGUGCCAAGGCCAGUCAACGAGCAUCGAAAGUCCGAGAGUCUAUCAAAGAAUCAGUAUCACUGCCUGCUGGUCAGCAGAUCCCAGGCAUAACUAUGUCCGCAGGCAAUACAUCUGAGACCAAGCCCUCGGACGAACAACCGCAACAAGAGCGACGCUUGAAGAAACCAGCAGCGAGGAGCAGGCAGCCUUCUCCCUUACCAGAUGCCAACUCUCGAACUCCUCUACCAACCUCAAUUUUGAAUCCUCAUAACCAGGAUAUGUCCAGGAUGGCGGCUGACAUGAACGACUGGGUUAUGAAAGAGAUCGGCGCCAACCUCCAGGAGAUGGAACAGGAAAAGCAAAGGACAACCAGAUUUAAGCCCAAGGCUCCAGCCAAGAGAUACCAAGAGCGUCACCCAGAAGCGGCCACUAGCAAUACAGAAUCCAACGACGUGGACAUGACCACGGGCGAUACGAGCGACAUGGAGGAUGACGACGACUGGGUCAUCGAGGAGUACGUUCGUAUCCCUGCGCAUGCCAUGACAGUCAACGUGGCACCAACGGAUGUCGGUGUGCUGGUACUCGAUGGCAAGGAAGAGAGUAAUUUAUUCUUCGGACCUGACCGAGACGAAGAUGAAGAACUCGAUGAGGACGAGGAGGAUGAAAAUGCUGAAAACUAUUACACGGCAGAUUACCCAGAGGAUGAGGUGGAGUCAGAUGAUGAAUAUGGGCGCCAUCCGUAUGGUUAUCGCAACGGCAAUGCCUCCGAUGAUGAGGAGUUUGACAACAUAUACUACGACGAGAGCGACAAUGACAUGGUCCUUGACGGAGACAACGACGACGAUACCACCAUGGCUCGUAUAAGGACCUAUAUGAAACGAAGCCGUGCUUUUCAGUAG
Fusarium coffeatum is the source of this 1314-nucleotide messenger RNA. RefSeq lists its product as uncharacterized. The record is from RefSeq and is a predicted model, not a curated record. Gene Ontology annotation, cellular component: cytoplasm. The coding region runs from base 1 to 1314 and encodes 437 amino acids. Gene Ontology annotation, biological process: protein import into nucleus. The transcript has 3 exons. Lineage: Eukaryota; Fungi; Ascomycota; Sordariomycetes; Hypocreales; Nectriaceae.